GACAACGUAUCAAAGCCAAUGUAGCCUCAGUUUUUUGGUUUUUUUUUUAUGUAGUUCACGUUCUUUUUUCCUCUUACUCUGCGGCCGGGAAGGGGAAGUGACGUACUUCCGGUGCAAUGGCGGCGCGGUGGAGUUCCAGGUAAUCCUUGCAGACAGAAAAAAGUAAACUGUCAGAGAAUUCAUACCAUUGGUACUUGUUAUUUGGACCAGCUUAAGGAGUCUGAUUGAUAGGAUCAACUGGCAACAGAAAAUGAAAAGUAGUGUGGCACAGAUAAAACAUUCUUCAGGUCAUGACAGAAGGGAAAACAACAGUUCAUAUCAGAGGACCUACUCUCCAGAAGACAGAUAUGCAGAACAAGACAGAUCCCCCCGGGAUAGAGAUUACUUUGAGUACAGCAGGUCCGACAAUGAGCGUUCAAGAAGAGGACGUUCUUAUGAUGGCAGCAUGGAAUCGCGAAAUAGGGACCGAGAUAAACGCAGAGAAAGAGAAAGAGAAAGAGAUGUGGAUCGGAAAAGGUACCGGAAAUCUUCAUCUCCUGGGAGAAGAAGCCCAGAUCCAUCGUUGACCCGAAGUUCCUCUGCUCAGGAUGAGCCUACUGCGAAGAAGAAGAAAGAUGAGCUGGAUCCUCUUCUUACUCGUACUGGCGGAGCGUAUAUUCCUCCUGCAAAGCUCAGGAUGAUGCAAGAACAGAUCACAGAUAAAAACAGCUUAGCAUACCAGAGGAUGAGCUGGGAAGCCCUAAAGAAGUCAAUUAAUGGUCUUAUCAACAAAGUCAACAUUUCUAAUAUAGGUAUUAUUAUUCAAGAACUCCUUCAAGAAAACAUAGUUAGAGGGAGAGGCUUGCUGUCCAGAUCUGUUUUGCAAGCACAGAGUGCUUCUCCAAUCUUCACCCAUGUUUAUGCAGCAUUAGUGGCUAUUAUUAACUCUAAAUUUCCACAAAUAGGAGAAUUAAUCCUCAAGAGGUUAAUUCUUAAUUUUCGGAAGGGCUAUCGAAGAAAUGAUAAGCAACUUUGUCUGACUGCUUCAAAAUUUGUGGCACAUCUUAUUAACCAAAAUGUGGCACAUGAAGUUUUAUGCUUAGAGAUGCUCACUUUGCUCCUGGAAAGACCAACAGAUGAUAGUGUUGAAGUAGCUAUUGGUUUUCUCAAGGAAUGUGGCCUCAAAUUAACACAGGUGUCACCAAGAGGAAUCAAUGCUAUAUUUGAACGCCUUCGAAACAUUCUCCAUGAGUCUGAAAUUGACAAAAGAGUGCAGUACAUGAUUGAAGUGAUGUUUGCUGUAAGGAAAGAUGGGUUCAAGGACCACCCUGUUAUUCUGGAAGGCCUUGACUUGGUGGAAGAAGAUGACCAGUUCACCCAUAUGCUUCCUCUGGAAGAUGACUAUAACCCAGAAGACGUGCUUAAUGUUUUCAAGAUGGACCCUAAUUUUAUGGAAAAUGAAGAGAAGUACAAAGCUAUUAAGAAGGAAAUUCUUGAUGAAGGAGAUAGUGACUCAAACUCAGAUCAAGAUGCUGGAAGUAGUGAAGAGGAGGAGGAGGAGGAAGAGGAAGAAGGGGAAGAAGAUGAAGAAGGACAAAAGGUGACUAUUCAUGACAAAACAGAAAUUAAUCUAGUCUCAUUUCGUCGAACAAUUUAUCUUGCUAUUCAGUCAAGUUUAGAUUUUGAAGAAUGUGCUCACAAAUUACUGAAAAUGGAGUUUCCUGAAAGCCAAACAAAAGAACUCUGCAACAUGAUACUUGAUUGCUGUGCUCAACAAAGAACAUAUGAGAAAUUUUUUGGCUUAUUAGCUGGCCGAUUUUGCAUGCUAAAAAAAGAGUACAUGGAAUCCUUUGAAAGUAUAUUCAAAGAACAGUAUGAUACCAUCCAUCGCUUGGAAACAAACAAGUUGAGAAAUGUUGCUAAGAUGUUUGCUCAUCUUCUAUACACUGAUUCACUUCCAUGGAGUGUUCUUGAAUGUAUAAAGCUGAGUGAAGAAACCACUACGUCCUCCAGUAGAAUUUUUGUUAAAAUAUUUUUCCAAGAACUGUGUGAAUACAUGGGUCUUCCUAAACUUAAUGCAAGAUUAAAAGAUGAAACCCUACAGCCAUUCUUUGAAGGGUUAUUACCCCGAGAUAAUCCCAGAAACACUCGUUUUGCCAUCAACUUUUUCACUUCUAUAGGUCUUGGAGGUUUAACGGAUGAAUUGCGUGAGCAUCUCAAAAACACACCAAAGGUCAUUGUGGCACAGAAACCAGAAAUCGAGCCAGAUAAUUCCUCCCCCUCCUCUUCCUCCUCCGCAUCCUCCUCAGCAGAGUCUGACUCCUCGGCUUCUGGUUCGGACAGCAGUGACAGCAGUUCCGAGUCUUCCAGCGAAGACAGCGACUCCUCAUCCACCAGCAGUCAGAGCUCUGCCUCAGCUAAAGCUAUAAGAAAGAAGGGACAAGGGAACACCAGAAGCAAAGAAGUAGAAAAGUUCACCAGGAAACAACAAAUAAAUGAUAGGAAGCAAGAAGAAAGAAGAUCAGAGCAAAGGCACCAGGAAACACGGACUGAAAGAGAAAGGAGAUCAGAAAAACUCAGAGAUAAAAAUUCAAGGGACCCAAAUUGGAGAGAUCCUAUAACAAAGUACACUUCAGACAGAGGUGUUCCUUCUGAACGAAAUAGUUACAGUAGGGUCAUGAAUGACAGAGAACACGAAAUGCAUCUAGAUUUGGAAAAUGAGUAUGGUGAUCUGAAAAUGAGGAGAGGAGAGAGAAGAAAUUCUUUUUCUGAAAAUGAGCAUAGAUACCGAAAUAAGGACAGUGAAAAUUUUAGAAGAAAAGACAGAUCAAAGUCAAGAGAAAAGAAUAGAAAACAUUCAGACUCUAGAAGCGAUGAAGAUAGGUAUCAGAAUGGUGCCGAGAGGCGACGGGAAAAACCUAGCAGAUCCUCUGAACAAUCCAGAGAAUCAAAGAAAAAUCGGGACCGGCGGAGAGAAAAGUCUCCAACAAAGCAAAAAAAGUAAUCCUACAAAAUUACUGAAACUGAACAUGCCUUAUAUUCUGUUGAAACAAUUUAUUUUUUACAUUGAUUAUCGAACUUUAUAGAGAAUUGUACAAAGUACUGGUUUGUAUUGUACAUUUUAAAAAAUGUUUUCAUUUUAAUAUGGUUUAUAUAAUUGAUACAUCUCAAGGCUCUCCACAUAAAAUUAUUUGAAAAGUUUUCACCAGAGAGGGAUGUAUUUCUGGCAUAUAUUUUGUUAAUAAAAUGAUUGAACACUUA
Messenger RNA from Pipistrellus kuhlii (Kuhl's pipistrelle), 3240 nucleotides. RefSeq names its product CWC22 spliceosome associated protein homolog (gene CWC22). NCBI's taxonomy places the organism in Eukaryota, Metazoa, Chordata, Mammalia, Chiroptera, Vespertilionidae. Gene Ontology annotation, cellular component: catalytic step 2 spliceosome. The record is from RefSeq and is a predicted model, not a curated record. Gene Ontology annotation, molecular function: protein binding; RNA binding. Gene Ontology annotation, biological process: mRNA splicing, via spliceosome. The transcript has 20 exons. The coding region runs from base 251 to 2983 and encodes 910 amino acids.